AUGCCUUCCGUACUCUUCGUGUUCAUUUCUGCCAGCAAGACCUUGACAGGGAAACCGACUGGAUGGUACCUCCCUGAGGCUGCCCACCCCUACUAUAUCCUCAGUCCACACGUCCAAAUCGACUUUGCCGCCCCUGCGGGCGCUAACCCGCCCAUCGACGAAUACAGCGUCAAGAGCUACACAGACGAUGGCAGCGUAAAAUUCCUGAAUGACGAGACGGUGGAACAGAAGCUUGCUAAUGCUAAGAAAUUAGUCAACAUUGACUACAAGGAGUAUGAUGCUGUUUUCUACGUUGGAGGGCAUGGUCCUGCUAUCGACCUUGCUUCAGACGCAGUGAACGCUAGGCUCGUGUCCGAUUUCUGGAAAUCUGGCAAGAUCGUUGCUGCUGUUUGCCAUGGCCCUGCAGCGCUUGUUCAGGGCGUUGACGAGCACGGACAGUCAAUCUUCAAGGGCAAGAAGUUUACUGUUUUAUCCAAUGAUGAGGAGGUUGCGAUCAACGGGGUCAACGAAAUCCCGUUCUCGCCAGAAGACAAGAUCAUCGAAUUGGGCGGUAUUUUUGAGAAAGCCGACGAGCUCUUCGAGGCCAAGACUGUUGUCGAUGGAAAGCUGGUAACUGGACAGAAUCCCGCUUCAUCUGCUGGGGUAGGAGAAGCGAUCUUGAAGCUCAUUAAAGGAGAUCAGAGGCUGAGAGAAUAA
Messenger RNA from Coprinopsis cinerea okayama7#130, 696 nucleotides. Its product is annotated as ThiJ/PfpI domain-containing protein. The record is from RefSeq and is a predicted model, not a curated record. NCBI's taxonomy places the organism in Eukaryota, Fungi, Basidiomycota, Agaricomycetes, Agaricales, Psathyrellaceae. The transcript has 7 exons. Bases 1 to 696 code for a protein of 231 amino acids.